AUGAAGGGUGACGAAGCCCUCGCCGGACGCGAGGAACGGAACAUUGCUAGCCAUCGAUUUCCUCCGGACCCGGAACAUGACAGAACAAUCAAAUUUCAAGGACUAUAUAUAUCAGUAUUCAACGAAGACACGCAGGAUCGAAAAACACUCGAGGAGAACGUCGCCGAGUACAAAGAUUUCGCAGUUCCGAAGGGCUACACGACGUAUGUGAGGGGAGUUGAAAUUGUUUGCUGGGUAAUUUAG
Molecule: messenger RNA, 243 nt
Organism: Penicillium cinerascens
Lineage: Eukaryota; Fungi; Ascomycota; Eurotiomycetes; Eurotiales; Aspergillaceae
Exons: 2
Coding region: 1-243 (80 amino acids)
Source: RefSeq, a predicted model, not a curated record